Molecule: messenger RNA, 999 nt
Organism: Periconia digitata
Lineage: Eukaryota; Fungi; Ascomycota; Dothideomycetes; Pleosporales; Periconiaceae
Source: the annotation of a GenBank genome assembly
AUGGUCCGUGCAGACAGUCAGAGCCGCGCUAGUGACGAUUCGUGGCUGCUCAGGCGAUUCAUCCUGUACAUAUACAGAUACUCGAGUGCACAGUUUGAGACUUCUUGCAAACCCCCCCGAUUUCAUCCGAGACUCGGUCUCAUGGCCGCCAACGACGCUGUUCAGGAUGAAAUCAUCUCAAUCAAUUCCAUCUUUGACGAGGGUACCCUGACGCUUCUCGACGAUGCAACUAGUCUGUGCACAUGCAGCCUUCGACUUCCAUUUCUUCCCUCGGUCACUUUGAGAGUUGAAUUUCCAGUUGAUUACCCUGAUGCUCCCCCAUCAAUAAUGGGCACGCAAAGUGUAGGGCAGGAAGUUGCCAAGGGCAUGGGAAGCAGGGUAGUCGAAGUAGUUAGGCAUGUUCUAGCUCAGGUUUUCCGCCCAGGUGAAAACUGUCUCUACGAUUUGCUCGAAGAAACUCGAGAAGUGGUGGAGAAGGAGGAAGAGCGCAUAAAGGAUCAAGUACACGAAGAGCAGCACCAAGUGCCCGAGCAUGAUACUUCAGCAUCAAACAACACCACUCCAGACCUAGGCCCCGAACCCCCUUGGACAGUUGCCCCGCCCAUUAUAGAGAAGAAGUCUGUAUUCAUCGCACGAGCAGCGCCUGUCACUUCACCACUUCAGGCAAAGCAAUACGUUGCCCACCUUUUAGCCACUGACAAGAAAGCUGCUCGAGCAACACACAAUAUGACUGCGUGGCGUAUAAGAGGUCCGAACGAAACGAGCUACCAGGACUGCGACGACGACGGAGAAACGGCGGCUGGCGGAAGGAUGCUGCAUCUAAUGCAGCUCAUGGAUGUUUGGGAUGUCAUGGUCGUGGUUACGAGAUGGUAUGGUGGUGUGCAUCUCGGGCCAGAUAGAUUCCGCAUCAUCAAUACAGCUUCAAGGCAAGCAUUGAUACAAGGUGGAUUCGCAAAAGAAGGGAAGGAAGCCGACGGGAAGAAGAAAGGGAAAAAAUAG